Staurois parvus is the source of this 243-nucleotide messenger RNA. Lineage: Eukaryota; Metazoa; Chordata; Amphibia; Anura; Ranidae. The record is from the annotation of a GenBank genome assembly.
UAUGAAGGCACUGGUGAGCACUCUUGUAGUUCAUUGAUCUUCCUGCUCUCCAGUAACAGCCUGCCCUUAUCAGAGGUAAGGGACAGACAGCUAUUAGGAAACUCGGGCACUGCCCGAGGGCCUGGGGUCAGUAGGAGGCCCCAUGAGAUGCCCCUGGUACCUUUUUCAUAGGCUUUUUUGAGUUUGGGCAAGGACACAGGGGCCCCAUGAUCCCCUAUUGCCCGGGGGGCCCCAUGAGUUGUC